Messenger RNA from Triticum dicoccoides, 1350 nucleotides. Its product is annotated as annexin D4-like. Gene Ontology annotation, biological process: response to cold; response to heat; response to water deprivation. The record is from RefSeq and is a predicted model, not a curated record. Gene Ontology annotation, molecular function: calcium-dependent phospholipid binding; calcium ion binding; phosphatidylserine binding. Gene Ontology annotation, cellular component: cytoplasm; plasma membrane. Bases 16 to 1164 code for a protein of 382 amino acids. NCBI's taxonomy places the organism in Eukaryota, Viridiplantae, Streptophyta, Magnoliopsida, Poales, Poaceae. The transcript has 2 exons.
ACAAGCAUUUGGGCCAUGCCUGGAUGGUGGACGCCUGCGUGCGUCCUCUGGUAUAAAGGCCAGCCGAUGCAGCAGUUUCUUGCAGCACAGCCGAGCAGUAACGGCAGCACUGCAGUAGCAGCAGCUCCACCGCCGUCGCCGUCGCCCUUGCGUUCCAGGCCGCCCAGGAGAGAGCAGCAGAGCCAGAGCCAGAGCAUCAAGGAGGCGACCAUGGCCGACGAGCACCAGGAACUCACCAAGGCCUUCUCAGGGAUGGGCGGCCUGGGCGUGGAGGAGACGGCGCUGGUGUCGGCCCUGGGGCGGUGGAGGAAGCAGCCGGAGAAGCGGUCGCAGUUCCGGAGGGGCUUCCCGGGCUUCUUCACGCCGCCGGCGGCGGCGGUGGGGGCGGGGGCGAUCGAGCGCUGCUCGGACGACUACGUGCGCCACCUCAAGACGGAGUUCGCCCGGUUCAAGAACCUCAUGGUGCUGUGGGCGAUGCACCCGUGGGAGCGCGACGCGCGCUGGGCGCACCGCGCGCUGCACAAGAAGCACCACCCGGCGUCCGUCCUCGUCGAGCUCGCCUGCACGCGCACCGCCGACGAGCUCCUCGGCGCCCGCCGCGCCUACCACGCGCUCUACCACCGCUCCCUCGAGGAGGACGUGGCGUACCGCGUCAAGGACGCCGCCGCCAACCGCCUGCUGCUCGGGCUCGUCAGCGCCUACCGCUACGAGGGCCCGCGCGUCGACGAGAUGCUCGCCAGGGAGGAGGCCGCGGCGCUCUCUGCCGGCCCCGGCGCCAAGGCCCAGAGCGAGCUCGUGGUGCGCGUGCUCGCCACCAGGAGCAAGCCGCAGCUCCGGGCGACCUUCAGGCUGUACAGGGAGCUCCACAGCAAGCCGCUGGAGGAGGAGUUCGGCGGCGAGGCGCCGUGCCUGCGGGAGGCCGUGAGGUGCCUCGAGUCGCCGGCCAAGUACUUCGGCGAGGUGAUCGACGGGGCGUUCAAGGAGGGGGCGGACAAGCAGGCCAAGGCCGCGUUGACCCGCGUCGUCGUGUCCCGCUCCGACGCCGACAUGGAGGAGAUCAAGGAGGCCUACCUGAAACAGCACGGUGCCAAGCUCCUGGACGCCGUCGCCAAGAACACCCACGGACAUUACAGGGACGCGCUGCUCGCCAUGAUCGGGAAGUGAUCCACUGAAGCUCAGUCAGCUGGAGCCGGUCAAUUUGCUCUCCUUUUUGCUAUUUACCUUAAUUGAUUAAUCGCUUUUUCGCAGCGACAGUUCGUGUUAAUUAUCUACUUCUUAUCUUACGUCCAAAUGUAUGGAUAUCUCCACUAUCCCGCAUGAUUGAAUAAAAAUAAUUUUCUUUCCAUGACA